Molecule: messenger RNA, 3252 nt
Organism: Cornus florida
Lineage: Eukaryota; Viridiplantae; Streptophyta; Magnoliopsida; Cornales; Cornaceae
Product: putative SWI/SNF-related matrix-associated actin-dependent regulator of chromatin subfamily A member 3-like 1
Exons: 3
Coding region: 193-2871 (892 amino acids)
Molecular function (GO): ATP-dependent chromatin remodeler activity; hydrolase activity, acting on acid anhydrides, in phosphorus-containing anhydrides; zinc ion binding
Source: RefSeq, a predicted model, not a curated record
ACGGUGAGUGCUGAGACUCUGCCAAGUCUAUCUACCGUUACACUCACUCAGCACACCACUCCACACUUUCUCUCACUACCUUCUCUCUCUAGACCGGCCUUUCCCUUUUCAAAAAUCAAAAUUAUACCAAGAAAACGGCAGAGUGAGAAACAGGAGAAAUCCCAAUUCUUGUUUUUGAUCAAAACCCUAGAAAUGAAUACAGAAGACGACCCAGUGAGUCUCUUCAUGAUUCUGGAUCAGUGGCCAUAUUUGCCGAUUGGAUUCGUGGAGGUUGGGGACGAGGAAACUCAGGAAUUGUCCGGUACUAUCUCUCAAUCCUCCGAGACCUACAUGGUUGGAUUCGUUAUCGUCAACAUCGUUGGAUUACAGUACUAUUCAGGCACGAUCAGUGGACGAGAGAUGGUUGGUUUGGUUCGCGAACCGUUGAACCAAUACGAUCAAAACGCAAUCAAGGUGCUCAAUACGAGGACGGUUCAAGUGGGUCACAUCGAGCGGGCGGCGGCGAGGGUUCUGGCACCGUUGAUCGAUGCCAAUUUGAUCGCCGUCGAGGGCAUUGUCCCCAACACGCCCCGGAGGGGGAAUCGGUUUCGGCUCCCUUGUCAGGUUCACAUUUUUGCCCGGAUUGAGGCCUUUUCGAGAGUGAAGUCGGCCAUUUCGCGAGGUGGGUUGAAUUUGAUUUCGGAAGACAAUGCGUCGUUUACUCUGUCGGAGGCUGUUGCUGUGAAGGAGAAGACGAACGCCAAGGAUGGAAAGAGUUUGGAUGAGAUAUUCAAAUUGGUUGAUGAAAAUGUGAAUAAAAAGGGGGCUAUGGAAGCAUUGGAACCGCCUAAAGAUAUUAUCAAAUCGGAGCUUUUCUUGCACCAAAAGGAAGGCUUGGGAUGGUUGUUUCAUAGAGAGAAUUCCUGCGAAUUGCCGCCUUUUUGGGAAGAGAAAGAUGGCGCUUUUGUCAAUGUGUUGACAAAUUAUCAAACCGGUGACCGGCCUGAUCCAUUACGUGGUGGAAUAUUCGCUGAUGAUAUGGGAUUGGGUAAAACUCUCACCUUGCUUUCCUUGAUUGCUUUUGAUAAAUGUGGCAAUGCUACUUUUACAAGUGAUACUAAUAGUGUAACUAUGGAAAAGGGAGAAGAAAUCGAUGAAGAGAAUGAGAGAUUGGUUGUUUCAGGGGGUAAGAAAUCAAAGAGGGGGAGAGUCAGCAAAAAGGUUACCAAUUCACGCAAAAAACAGAAAACAGAGAACGCCCAUUUAGAUGUAACGGUGAAAGGAAAAUUAGUGGGUGGAUUUGAUAGUUCUUCUAGUGCUUUAGGUCCUAAAACAACGUUGAUUGUUUGCCCCCCUUCUGUAUUUUCGACUUGGAUAACACAAUUAGUGGAGCACACUAAUCCUGGAAAGUUGAAGGUGUAUAUGUAUUAUGGAGAACGGACCAAAGAUGCCAACGAACUUCAGAAGUAUGAUAUAGUUUUGACGACUUACAGUACUCUCUCUAGUGAAGAUGGUGGGUCAGAAUCACCGUUGAAGAAGAUAGAGUGGUGGCGAGUCAUUUUGGAUGAGGCACAUGUAAUUAAGAACGUCAAUGCUCAACAAAGCCGUGCUGUAAGUAACCUCAAUGCCAAGAGAAGGUGGGUUGUUACAGGUACACCCAUACAAAAUGGGUCUUUGGAUUUGUUCUCUCUUAUGACAUUUUUGCGGUUUGAGCCAUUCUCAAUUAAAAGCUAUUGGAAUAGCUUGGUACAUCGCCCAAUUGCUCAUGGAAAUGAGAAUGGGCUCUCGCGGCUGCAGGUUCUUAUGGCAACUAUUUCUUUGAGGAGAACAAAGGACAAGGCUGUAAUAGGGUUGCCAAAUAAAAGUAUAGAGACUUGUUUUGUGGAACUUUCUGUGGAAGAACGAGAGCUAUAUGAUCAGAUGGAAGGAGAAGCCAGAAGUGUUGUCCGUGAUUACAUCUAUGCUGAUAGAGUAAUGAGCAAUUAUUCAACUGUACUUAGCAUAAUUUUACGACUUCGCCAGAUCUGUACAGAUUUAGCCUUGUGCCCAUCAGAUAUCAGAUCACUACUUCCACCUAACAAUAUUGAAGAUGUAUCCAACAAUCCAGAAUUGCUGAAAAAGAUGGUUUCAGUGCUACAAGAUGGGGAAGAUUUUGACUGUCCAAUUUGUAUUUCUCCACCGACUGAUAUUGUUAUUACAUGUUGUGCUCACAUCUUUUGCCGAUCCUGCAUUUUAAAGACCCUAAAGCGCAUGAAACCCUGCUGUCCACUGUGCCGCCGUCCAUUGUCAGAAUCUGACCUCUUUUCAUCCCCACCAGAAUCUUCUGACACAGACAAUACUGUAGUUUCCUCUUCCAAGACAUCAUCGAAAGUGUUAGCCCUCCUGAAACUCCUGUCAGCUUCUAGGGAUCAAAAUCCAAAUACAAAAUCAGUUAUAUUCUCACAGUUCAGAAAAAUGUUGAUUUUACUUGAAGAGCCCCUUACAGCUGCUGGUUUUAGGAUCUUGCGCUUAGAUGGGUCCAUGAAUGCGAAAAGAAGAGCACGAGUAAUUGAAGAAUUUGGAGUCCCAGCACCAGAAGGGCCUACAAUUUUGCUUGCAAGUCUGAAAGCUGCAGGUGCUGGUAUAAAUCUUACAGCUGCUUCUAGGGUCUACUUGUUAGAGCCGUGGUGGAAUCCAGCAGUGGAGGAACAGGCUAUGGAUCGUGUCCACCGGAUUGGGCAGAAAGAGGAUGUCAAGAUUGUGAGGAUGAUAGCUCGAAACAGCAUUGACGAGCGGAUAUUGGAACUGCAAGACAAAAAGAAGAAACUGGCAAGGGAGGCUUUUGGUAGAAGGGGCUCAAAAGAUCGGAAGGAGAUUAGCAUAGAUGAUCUCCGUACCCUGAUGUCCUUGUGAGGUACUCUUACUUUUACAUCAUGUACAUGUAAAAGUAUGCAUGCAUGCAUGUUGCAUUUGCUCAUACAUGUAUCUACACAUUCUGUAGUUUUUUGCCAUGUAGUAUGUAUGUACAUGUGCAUCGACCCAUCAAUACAAAUAUGUAGGGUAUGUAUUAGAUAGGUUCACUUUUUGAAUGCUGGAACCAUUUCUUUACAUGUGUCACAGAACAAAAAAAAUGUCAAAAAUGAGAUCAAAAGAUUUCCUUUUUGUCCGAUGGAGUUAUUUUAUUUUUUUAUAUUUUUUUCCCGGUUUAGUUACUUUUCAAAGGAUUCUGAUCCAGGUUUUGUCCUUGUUUAGAAGAACAAGAGUAAUGUUAUACUCACAAGAUUACUUAGUUUA